Messenger RNA from Aspergillus oryzae RIB40, 1245 nucleotides. RefSeq lists its product as uncharacterized. The transcript is spliced from 3 exons. The coding region runs from base 1 to 1245 and encodes 414 amino acids. NCBI's taxonomy places the organism in Eukaryota, Fungi, Ascomycota, Eurotiomycetes, Eurotiales, Aspergillaceae. The record is from RefSeq and is a predicted model, not a curated record.
AUGUCGACCGGACGCAAGGUCUUCCACUGUGCCGUGGAUGAGACGGCGCUGACUACCAACAUCAGCGAAAUCAAAAAAUGGACAACAAACGGCGCGAUCACCUUGGUCGUUCCUCUUUACACCCUUGAACGCCUCCAUGCAUUGAAACGAGCCGGGUCUCAAGUCGCUAUCAACGCCCGCGAGGCGGUUCGCUUCCUUGACCGCGUUACUUCCGGAAAGGACAGCACUCCGGCCGAUCGCGUUGCCCUUCAGGGCCCGAUGGAGCAGUACGAGAACUGGAGUGAUGCGGAGAAGUUCUUUUUACCGGAAUUCGAAGAGGAGCCGGAGGCGACAAACGGAACCGGUGCCGGGGAGACGCCGUUGGAGAAGAAGGGACCUACAGGAAGAGACAACAAGAAAAACGGAGCCCCGGAUGAUCUGUCGCAAAUGCUUCUCAACAAGCUGAACUUUAAGAAGGACUCGGACGCCGCGUCGAUUAACUCGGCAGGGACUCACAGUGCCCCUGCGUCGCCACCUUCAUCAAGAAGUUCCCGCACGAGUCCCGAAUGUGCCAACUCUCAUGUGGUUGAGAAUGGAAACGGAACAAGCAACCGUAAAGUUAAGCAGACGAACGGACAUAAGCGAUCUGCUUCCGGCUCCACCAUUCCCACGGUUCCCUUGGUGCUCCGACCGCUACUCAGUGCGUUGCUGUGGCGGCUGCAUAGUGGCCCGGAUGCCUCCAACGCGGCUAAAAGCUGUAUUCUCAUUACGAACGAUCGCUCCACGCAGAUUUGGGCUCAGAAGUUUGGCAUUGGUGUAAAGAACAUCCAUCAGCUGCGGACUUCCAUUCAGUACGAAGAACGGGAAUACAAGAAUCGCUGCAAAUAUGUGGAAAAGACCCAAACUCAGACGGCCGAACCGAAGUCGCUGCUUUCCUACGACGACGAAAGCGACGAGGAUGAACUAGUCUUUGUUCCUCGGGGCCGCGGAAAAGGAAGCUCACGAGGAGCGUCGCGUGGCGGAAGCAAUCGGAAACCCGCCGCCUCUAAGAACACGGCGCCGCCUGUGGAGAGUACAAUGGAGAUUCCUACUCAGCCCAUCGACCCCAACUCUUUCAUACGCAAUCCGGGGCUGCGCGGGGCAUGGCCGGAGCGUCUCGGAACUACAAUAGUGGUCGCCGAGGAGCUCCUCGUGGACCAACUCGUGGUAACAGCCGAGGCCGGGGGAAACUCUGGGUUCCUUGACCGGACGGCAGAGCCCCGUUGA